AUGGCUAGGGGUGAAACAGAAACCUCGCCUCUCCUUGCCCCACCCUCCCCGGAGGCCGGGGCGCUUACAUACACCGAUAGGCAGUCAAUAUCUCCUGCGGUACAUCCUCCAGAUGACAACAAGUUGAGCUUCAACCGCGUAGGGCUCAACCCUUCCACUUUCUGGGUUCUGUGCAUAUCCAUGUGGGUGUGCUCUUUCUUGAAUGCUUUUGACGGAGUGGUCGUUGCGACUCUCUUGGGACCUAUAUCAUCAUCCUUCAAAGCCACCAAUAUGGCCUCUUGGCUGGGAACAUCUUACAUGCUGUCUGUAUGUUGCUUCACCCCUAUCUAUGGGAGAUUGUGCAACAUCAUUGGACGUCAAUACUCUAUGCUGCUGGCACUUACUCUCUUCACUCUGGGCAACUUCUUUUGUUCGAUAGCCCCGAGUAUGAAUACUCUUGUUGCCGCAAGAGCUCUUGCUGGUAUGGGUGGCGGUGGCCUUAGCUCAGGCAACACGAUCAUGAGCGAUAUUGUCCCUAUAACGCAUCGUGGUAUCUUUCAAGGACUCGGGAAUCUGGCUUGGGGGGCUGGAAUGGGUCUGGGAGCCCCUGUUGGCGGUGUGAUCAGCGAUUACCUCAACUGGCGAUGGGCUUUCUGGUUUCAGAUCCCUAUUCUUCUCCUUGGUGUCUAUCUCGUCCACGCCAACGUUCGUUACACCAUCCCCUCCUCCCCCGCUUCUGGCUCAGCUACUCCCAACGGCACUUCCGCCCAGACCCCUUACCAACUUUUCAAGCGUAUUGAUUUCAUGGGCUGUAUCCUCCUCGCGGGUUGGGUGGGCUCUGCCUUGGUAGCAGUGUCACUGAAGACGAACAGCACGGCAGCGGAAGCCCUAGACUGGGGGCAUCCCAUCAUAUUGAGUCUGUUCAGCGCUUCGGCGGUAUUGUUUGUCCUGUUUCUUCUCGUUGAGCUCAAGUGGGCGGCGGAGCCAGUCAUGCCAUUUGAGCUGCUCGUCAGCAGGACGCCUGUAACGGUUGCGAUCAACAACUUUGUCCUUUCCGCUCAAAACUAUGCUACACUAUAUAGUGUGCCCCUAUUCUUCACUGCAGUCCGUCAAAUGUCAACCUCCAAUGCGGGUGCCCAUCUCGUACCAGGGUCCAUCAUGGGAAUGUUUGGAUCUCUUGGCACCGGCAUCAUUGUCCGCUACACCAAAAAGUACUAUUGGCUCAACUCGUUCUGCGCUCUUGUGGGAGUGGUGGGAACAGUUCUAAUUGCUACUUGGGAUACAACCACAAGCGAAUGGAUGUUGUGGUCCAAUAUGGCAUUUGGGAGCUUUUCGAUGGGGGCGGUCACUACGUUGACCAUUGUGGCGCUUAUCGCGGAUGUCGGGCCUGAACAUGUCGCGGUUGCAACCAGCUUGUCGUAUGUCUUCCGAACGAUAGGGCAAGUAUUGGGCGUGUCCUUGUCCGGCGCACUGACUCAAGCUGUUCUUGAGAGGGAGCUUGAGCUCAGGAUCCAAGGUCCCGACGCUGAAAAGGCGAGUCCCAUUGUCUUUCUAGAGUAUCAAAGCUUACAAACUGUAAAGAUCAUCGCUGCCAUCCGCGAAUCGUCUCAAUCUAUUCGCUACCUCGAUGAGCCCCUUAAAACCAUUGCCAUCCUCUCCUACCAAAAAGCCCUCCGCGCAGUAUUCAUCUGCGUCGUCGUACUGGGAAUCAUCACUUUCCUCAGUGGUCUGGGCAUCCGAGAGAUCGAUAUGCACCAGAUCUUGGCCAAGGAUAAGCAACAAGACGAUGAGGAGGACGGGAUUGACGAGCAGGUCUGA
This is a messenger RNA of Cryptococcus wingfieldii CBS 7118, 1797 nucleotides long. Its product is annotated as multidrug resistance protein fnx1. Gene Ontology annotation, biological process: basic amino acid transport; transmembrane transport. Gene Ontology annotation, cellular component: fungal-type vacuole membrane. The transcript is spliced from 11 exons. The coding region runs from base 1 to 1797 and encodes 598 amino acids. Lineage: Eukaryota; Fungi; Basidiomycota; Tremellomycetes; Tremellales; Cryptococcaceae. The record is from RefSeq and is a predicted model, not a curated record. Gene Ontology annotation, molecular function: basic amino acid transmembrane transporter activity.